CGGCACAUGACAGUCUUAUCUCAUUUUUGUCGUUUCAAGACUAUAGUUAAGAGAAAAUAAAAGAAAAAACCCAAACAGAUCUCUUGGUCGUUGUCUUUGCAUUUUUUUUUUCUCUACUCCGGGUCUCCGGCUCCGGUGGCGAAAGAUGUAUCAAGUACCGGAAAGAGCAAAGCUUCAUAUAGCGAUGGUGUUGUUUCAAACAGGCUACGCCGGGAAUCACGUGAUCAUGAGAUUCGCAUUAAACUUGGGAGUAAGCAAACUCGUCUUCCCACUUUACCGCAACAUCAUCGCUCUCUCUGUUCUUGCUCCCUCUGCUUUCUUCCUUGAAAAAAAAGAAAGGCCGGCGAUGAAUACCAGUUUACUGAUUCAGUUCUUCCUUCUUGGACUUGUCGGGAUAACAUUAAAUCAAGGAUUUUACAUAUUUGGAUUGGACAAUACCUCACCAACAUUCGCAUCAGCAACUGAGAAUGCUGUUCCUGCUGUAUCAUUCCUCAUGGCCGCCUUGCUCGGAAUAGAGAAGGUAGAAUUGAAGAGGAGAGAUGGUAUAGCCAAAGUGGUGGGCACGUUCGUAUCGGUCGCAGGUUCUUUGGCUAUAACGCUCUAUAAAGGGCCAACCAUUUACCAACCGAGUCUUGGUAUAAGGGAACAACCCAAGAAUGGUGGAGAGGCAGAGGAACAAAACAAGAACUGGACGUUGGGAUGUGUGUACUUGAUGGGUCACUGCUUAUGCUGGUCAAGCUGGAUUGUGUUACAGUCACCACUGCUUAAGAAGUACCCAGCUCGAUUCUCCUUCGUCUCUUACUCUUGCCUUUUCGCCGUGUUCCAGUUCUUUGGCAUCUCUGCUUAUUUCGAGAGAGAUGUAGAGAGCUGGAAGAUAAGAUCAGGAGGAGAGUUGUACGCAUUGCUAUACACUGGGUUGGUGGGGUCAGCGAUGGUGUUUGCAAUACAGAUAUACGUUGUGGAGAGAGGAGGGCCUCUCUUUGUAUCAGCGUAUUUGCCUCUUCAAACUUUACUUGCUGCUCUUUUGGCCACUUUUGCUCUUGGUGAACACUUCUUCCUUGGAGGAUUGAUUGGGGCAAUACUAAUCAUUUGUGGACUGUACUUGGUUGUGAUGGGAAAGAGUUGGGAGAAGCAAGCUCACAUUAUUUCCCCAGCAUCAGAAAACCAUCAUAAACCAACAUCUUCUCUCAUUCAACCUUUAACUUCUUCCUAAGCUGUCUUGGAGACUAAUAUAAAGUUACACUAUACACUAAUUGGAUUAUCAUUUUAUCUUAAUUUCUUCAAUGCUCAUAAGUCUUUGGUAUAUCGUUGUUGCUGUGAUUUACAGUUUCAGGUUGCUGUCUGAUUCCAUCCCAUCUUUGUCUUUUGAAUUUUAAUUCUUGCAUUUCCGUAGUUUUGUUUUUUUUUUUUAAAAAGAAAAGAGUUUUUCUCCGUUAAUGUGUGUAUAAGAGAGAAGAAGGAUGAUGCAACUCUCGUGUUCUUUUCUGGCUUGAGAGUAAAAAGUGAUGAUUCUUGGUUUGAAGAACCAAACGCUCGGCAAAAUCAAAUCAACUCGUUUCUUACUUUUCCGACGAAAUUCUCACUCGCGGGUUCGCCGGGAUGCUGAAGCCGAGGGGAGGAAGCCACGCGAUGGGUUGUUUCUGCACAAGAGCAAAGGCCAACACCUUCUUACCAACACCAGAAUCCUCGACGCCAUCGUCCGAAGCUCCGAUGUCAGGCCCACCGACACAGUCUUGGAGAUCGGACCUGGUACUGGGAAUCUCACGAUGAAGCUUCUAGAAGCUGCCCACGAUGUCGUCGCCGUCGAGAUUGAUAAGCGCAUGGUGGAGAUUCUCCGCAGAAGGGUUUCCGACCAUGGUUUUGAAGACAAGCUUACGAUUAUUCAGAAAGAUGUUCUCAAGACAGAUUUCCCAGAGUUCGAUCUGGUGGUGGCAAAUAUACCGUACAACAUAUCUUCCCCUCUUGUGGCAAAGCUUGUGUACGGCUCCAAUACCUUUCGCAGCGCCACACUCUUGCUUCAAAAGGAAUUCUCCCGGCGGCUCUUGGCGAAUCCCGGAGAUUCCGAUUUCAACAGACUGGCGGUGAAUGUGAAGUUGGUAGCUGAUGUUGACUUCGUUAUGAACGUGAGCAAAAGAGAGUUUGUUCCACCCCCUAAAGUCGAUUCAUCUGUGGUUAGGAUCAGGCCAAAGGAGGUUAAACCAGGCGUUGAUGUUCAAGAAUGGCUUGCAUUUACUCGCACCUGUUUCGGGAAGAAGAAUAAGACGCUUGGUUCCAUGUUUAGGCAGAAGAAGAAGGUCAUGGAGUUGCUCAGUUUAUCCAAGGCUGGUGUUAUGAAUCGGAAAGGUAGUCACUUCGACAGUGAUGCUGAAGAAGACGAAGUCGAAGAUGGGGAAAAUCAUUUCUUGUGCGUGGAUUCAGAUGCGAGUAUGUUCAAGGAAAGGUUAGUUGGAGUUCUGAUUUCGAAUGGGUUCGAAGAGAAGAGACCAUCGAAGCUCGCUCAUGGCGAGUUAUUGCAUCUGCUUUCUUUGUUCAACCAAGCUGGCAUUUUUUUCCAUGAUCAUAUCACAUCAUCGUUACCAAUGGAUCUACCCGAAUAAUGCUUAUGACAUUUUUUCAUCGACUAAUUGCGUACUCUGAAUUAUACUUUUCUUACAAAUUGCAAGAUGACAGUAAAAGCUUCUUUAUGCAAUGAUUUGGGG
Molecule: messenger RNA, 2699 nt
Organism: Thlaspi arvense
Lineage: Eukaryota; Viridiplantae; Streptophyta; Magnoliopsida; Brassicales; Brassicaceae
Source: the annotation of a GenBank genome assembly